This is a messenger RNA of Hydra vulgaris (swiftwater hydra), 1360 nucleotides long. Its product is annotated as zinc finger protein ubi-d4 B. Gene Ontology annotation, cellular component: MLL3/4 complex. Gene Ontology annotation, molecular function: histone binding; histone H3K4 methyltransferase activity; transcription coactivator activity. The record is from RefSeq and is a predicted model, not a curated record. NCBI's taxonomy places the organism in Eukaryota, Metazoa, Cnidaria, Hydrozoa, Anthoathecata, Hydridae. Gene Ontology annotation, biological process: positive regulation of transcription by RNA polymerase II.
UUUUUUUAAUAUUUUUAUAGUUAUAUAGUUGUUUCUCUAUCAAGUUCUGCCAAGACAAAAUAAUUUAUAAAAAUGAAUUUUAUUGGUUCAAAUGAGUUACCAUACAAAGAAGCAAUGGAUCAAGUUCAUGCGUACAACUCUAAACUGCUGCUUGAAAGACGCUUGCGUAUGCCUUAUAUUGAUAGUCAAACUGGUUUAGCUCAACAAGACUGUCAUCUUUGGGUGAGUAGAGUUCAACGUUGUGCACCAUUAAGAGAUGGUCAAGUUUACAGUUAUCCUUCACGCCGAUGGAGAGUAAGACGUAGACCUGAUUUCACAGGCUCUUCUAAACCAAUGGAAAAACCAAAACCAGUUGAAAGCAUUGAACAUCAUGACUUUGAAAAGAUUUUUGGAGAUGAUUCCAACUCAUUUUCAAGAGAAGCAUUUCAUGUACCUUCUACUCCUGUGAGUACUUUAAAUCUCAGUAAUAUUGAUCAAGAAUAUUAUGGAGAUGAAGCAUUUGAUUCUGAGUUUGAUAGUGAUGACGAGUUUGUGCGGAAAAAAAAGCGUAAGAAUAAACUAAAGGAAUCUUUUCUUUUCUAUGACAACAAAAAGGGGAAAAAAAACGCUCUUGCCAUGAAACUUGCAGAGAAAGUACCUAUACUUACAAAAGAUGAGAUUAGCAGACUUGUUGGUGAAGAACGAAAGCGUCCGUACGGAUGUCAAAUAUGUAGCAAGCGUUAUAAAAACCAACAAGGUCUUCGUUAUCAUUAUGAACACUUUAAUCAUGAGGUUGAAGACUUCAACACUAACGAUACUGUUAUUGAAACUAUUGUAGACCAGCCACCAAAUGAUCAUGUGUCAGGGGCUAAGCGUCAGAAAGGAAUGCCACCAAGCUUAUAUUGUGAUUUCUGCCUCGGAAAUAUUGACGAAAAUAAAAAAAGUGGAAGUUCUGAGGAGUUAAUAUCUUGCUCAGAUUGCGGGCGAUCAGGUCAUCCUUCAUGUUUACAGUUUGAUGAUAACCUAGCAACACAAGUAAAGAAAUACAAAUGGCAGUGUAUUGAGUGUAAAUGUUGCUGUUUAUGUGGAACUUCAGACAAUGAUGAUCAGUUGUUAUUUUGUGAUGACUGUGAUCGUGGUUAUCAUAUGUAUUGCUUAGUACCUGCAAUCUCUGAACCUCCUGAAGGCAGUUGGCAGUGCCAAUUAUGCGAAGCACGAGUUAAAGGAGAUGAUGUACGUAAAGUUGCUGUACUUCCAGAGCAUAUGGAUUCAAGAUAACAUUGUUUUUACAAAAACUCUUAUUUCUGAUAUAGGCUAUAUAGAUAUUUCAUUUCAAUUGUUAAUUUGUGUAUAAAAAUAAUAAACCACCUAAAAAGACUAA